UAAUCUACAAGUUUUUAAUUAUCUUCUAAUUAAAAUAUCUCUUUUGGUGAUGACUAAUCUUCAUCUACAAAUAUACCAUACUAUUUAAUAUCUAAAAAUGAAAUUUACUCUUCAUAUAAAUAUUUUUUAAAAGAAUAUAAAAUAUCAUUUGCUAUUUUCCAAUUAUUUAGAUAUAUUAAUAUAAAUUUACAUGAAUGUGAAAAGUCAUUUUUAUUUUUUUUUAAUUUACAAACUAAAAUUAUUUUAACAUAUUAUAUUAAUAUAAUAAUUUAGUUAUGCUAAUAUUAUAUAUAUAGUUAGUUUUUUUCUUUCUUUUUGGUGAAUAUUAUGACUUGUAAUUUAAUUAAAAUAUAAAUAUGUUUAAAAUAAUUAAGAGAUGUCAUUUAUCAUUGUUAAUAAGUUAUAUUAGUAGAAAUAUAAAAAAAUUACACUUUAAAAAAAAAAAAUUCAAUUCCAGUAAAAAAAUAAAUAUAUUAUACCAAAAAGUAAUGGUAAAAUAUCAUUUCACCAGUCAACAAAUAAUAAUUUGUGACAAACAAAGGGAUCAAUGUUAAAUAUAUGAGAUUCAUUAUAGGGAAAAAUCAUUUAACAGUUCAAGUCAAGAUAAUUCGCGAUUCAUAUCAAAUCAGCGUAUCAUUAACUAACAUAUCUGUUUUGAUUUGUGUCUAAAAAUAAUGGGAAAUGUCUUUAAUUAAUAUAUGAUACGAUUAACUCGUUCAUUAUUGGGAGAUACAGUCUGAUCAUUUUUCGUUGACUCAUUGUUAAGCUCCUUAAUUGAUAGAACAAUACAUGAUUUUAUAUAUAGUUCAUCAUUACGUAGACUGAGAAAAUAGUUUCAGAGUAUCGUUAGAAAGAUUAUCAAUCACCUUGUUAAGUAGAAAUUCACGAAAGUGAAAACCCAAAAUGAAAAACAGUUGUCCAAUUCUUGGUCCCCGAUGUGACUUUUGUGAUUGUGCUGGUAGGGCAUGCCAGUCUCACUUCCCAGGUAAUGUUCAUGUAUCUUUUAUAGUAUUUCUACUCAUGAUAAUCGAACAAUUGGUUUAACAUAUCAAUAUCACACCGUUGAUUUAAUUAGUAUUUGUGUUCCAAAUCGAGUCAGUUUCAUUUGGAGUACUAAGUUUACAAUUUUAGUAAAGAAAAGAAUGAUGACAGUAUUCAAUAACAGUAAUAGUGGUAAACUAUAAUUUGUAAACUUGUGAUCGUAACUUUUAUUUUAAUAGUAUCAAAUAUGAAACCAAAGUUAGUAUAAAAUAAUUUUCUACAAUUUUCCUUUCUUUUUCAUUUUAUUUUUAUUUAUCCAGUGUUAAUAAAAAAUGUAUUAUUGUUCUUUCACUUUUAUGUUGUAACUCAAUUUCAUUUUAGUAACAUUAUUUAACUUAUAAAUCUUAUAUGAAUUUCUGAGUGAGUAAAUUUUUAUUAGACUUGGUUAGAUCAUAUCAAUUUAUUUAGGCAAUGGUCCUGAUAAUUUAAUAUGACUUUUAAUAAAAAAAUAAACAUGAUGAUUAUGAAAGGUUUAAAACUGUAUAAAAAUCAUUUCUUAGUAUAAAUAUUGAAAAAUAACAAAUAAAAGUUGAUCGUUGAUCCAAAGGUAUAUUAUAAGACAACUUAAUUUGAAGCGUAGUGCAGAAAUCCUAAUUAACCAAAUAUGUAUUUACCAACAUUAAUACCAUCUUUUUCUCAAAAAAAAAACAUUAAUACCAUCUGUAAUACAAAAAUAUUAAGCAUUUGUAGUUGGUCUUUGUAGGAAUGAAGGUGGAGUGGCCAGAGCUAAAAGGAGUGAGCGGAAUCGAAGCAAAGAAAAAGAUAGAAAGUGAUAAUCCACAUGUGACUGCUUUUAUAUAUCCUGAAGAUGUCUAUCUACCAUCCAUCAAUUGUUGUAAUCGUGUUGUCCUCUAUGUUCCGAGCGACAAUUGCCCCAACGGUCCAGUCACCAACACACCUAUUAUUGGAUAGCCUCAUCCUUUAUGCUUUCUAAAUUUCAACAAUUUUCCUGAAUAAAACAGAAAUAUAAGAGAUAUUUCUACUAUAUAAUCUUGUAUCAUCAAGUUUAUAAUAUGUUUCUUUUACUGAACAAUAAAAACAUUGUUGUGUUUUUUUAUCUUUUACUAAUGUUAUAUCUUUUCUAAACUACUCUUCUUAUCUAGACGAACACUUUUUAAAGUAUUUAGAAUACGUAAAAAAAAUCUUCAAAACAAAUUUGUUAUAAAAAAGAAAAAUUCCAUAAAAAUGCCCUAAAUAAAUUUUGUUAAGUUUUUAAUAUCCAAACUUUUUGUUUUCUAGUUUGAUAACUUAACCAGUUAUUUUGCUUUUAGUACAUUAACUUUUAAACUGUGUUAAUUUUAAUAUCCAAUUUUUCUCAUUUUAAUCAAAUAUUUAUAAGUUUCAGAAUUUUUUUUUUUAAAUCACCAAAAUUCAGGAAAAUCUCUUUACAGUUUUUAAUUUUAUUAAAGUUUUAGGAAUAAGAGAACCUAAAGUAUAAAUAAUCGCAAAAUUUUGGAAGAAUUUUUAAGAUUUUGUUUUCUGAAAUUUUAAACUAAAUGAUCUUUUCAUUCAAAAUCAAGCUUUUAUGAAUCUUAAAAUUUGAUGAAAAAAUGAAUCUUAAAACUGAAAUAUUUUAUUUCCUAAAACUUAAACUAAGACUAUUUUUAAAAAAAUAUUUUUCUUUUAAAUUUUAGAGAUUUUAAACUUUGUUUAAUUUUAUUACUAUUUAUUAUUAAAAUCAACAGAAUUUGAGUAUUAAAAUGAGUAUAGUGUUAAGUUUAAAGUCUUAAAAUGAAAAUAAUUAGUUAAGUAUUAAACCAGAUAGCAAAAAAUUGGAUAUUAAAAACUUAAUAAAAUUUAGUUAGAGAUUCAAGUGGAAUUUUUUCUAAGUAAAACAAAGAAAUGAACCUCUUUGUAUAAAAAAAGUAUUUUUUUGUAUAGUAUAUUAAUAUAUGUAACAUAUAUAUAAAAUUAUCUGGAAAUAAUCAAUUUUCAAUAGGCCACCACCACAUAUUUACACUGUCAACAUUAUAACUAAUAUUUUUGGUUCAGUUUCAUACUUUUUAUUUAUCAACGUGAUGACAAAUAGGUCUCAGACUCUCAGAAUUCUUUUUUUGAUCAAGCAGAAAAGCUUCAAUCUCUCCAUGUUUUGUCUAUGAAAACCGGAGGAGCAUCUUCUCCUGUAUAAGUUGAAGCUCUGCUUGUCCAAUGUGAAGCACCUCCCUUCCAUUAUCAGACAUAACCAUAGACGACCAAGGAGGAUCAGAAACACUCAACUCUUGACUUGGUCUGACGAAUACACAUCCAUUUUAUGAUUUAUGGUAUGCCUCUUAACCUCUAAAAUUCACAUAGACGAGAAAAGGACAUUAAACCACCUACUUUUUGAGUCUGCUCUGCACGCCACCACACAUGACCCUCUACUUACAGAUUCAAGUACCAAGCCGCCAUUCCGGUCCAACUUCUAAAUCUGCAAGCAAAGUGAUAAGAAAUAUAACUACCAUGUCGUAGUUUGGGAGCCGACGAAACUAAAGAGAUAACGGUCUUUUUUUUUCAAUAUCUGAAAACGAAAUUCUAAAUGCUGGCCACCCUUUAUACUUCUACUUCACACGAUUUGUUGCUGUUCGAGAUCCACCUUUAGCCUAAUUAGUUUAGGGUAAUUGCACCCAGUAGACACAAAAAAAAACAAAAUUUACUAACUAACUAAAAACACCCCCUCUCUCCUACUUUCUCUUCCUAUCUCUCUCUACUCUCUAUCUCAAAAUCUAAUUUUUUUUUUUGCUAUUUAGCAAAUAAACCCAUUAAUUUAAGUAUUAUAUUUCAACUAUAAAUCAUUAUCAGUGUUUCAAAAAAAAAAAAAACUAUAAAUCAUUAUCCUCCAAUACUUUUUAAUAUAAUACCAAACCGAAAGAGAAAAA
Molecule: messenger RNA, 3896 nt
Organism: Brassica napus (rape)
Lineage: Eukaryota; Viridiplantae; Streptophyta; Magnoliopsida; Brassicales; Brassicaceae
Product: inhibitor of trypsin and hageman factor
Exons: 1
Coding region: 1747-1953 (68 amino acids)
Biological process (GO): response to wounding
Molecular function (GO): serine-type endopeptidase inhibitor activity
Source: RefSeq, a predicted model, not a curated record